Molecule: messenger RNA, 1047 nt
Organism: Cotesia glomerata
Lineage: Eukaryota; Metazoa; Arthropoda; Insecta; Hymenoptera; Braconidae
Product: dorsal-ventral patterning protein tolloid-like
Exons: 3
Coding region: 70-861 (263 amino acids)
Biological process (GO): proteolysis
Molecular function (GO): metalloendopeptidase activity
Source: RefSeq, a predicted model, not a curated record
AAGAUACUUUCAAGAAAAUGAUGUGUGAAAAUUCCAUUACUCAGUGAAAAAUAUGAUUUUAAUUCAAUAAUGCUUUAUUCGACGAAUAAGUUUGCACGUGACCGAUCUAAGAACACCAUAACUCCUUUGAAAACCGAAGAUAUUGAAAUCACCAAAAUUGGCAGAUACGAACAAUUGAGUGCUAUCGACAUCAAUGGUGCAAAUCGGCUCUACAAUUGUUCUGAAUGUAGACAGUUGAUUGAGAGUGAUAGUGGAGUAUUUAAUGUAGUCAAGGAUCUAAAUUCUUCUACAAGUAUAACAAAACACUGUGAAUGGAGAAUGGUGGGGGCGCCUGGUGAACGAGUUAUUUUCCAUAUUUCAUCUUGGAGUGUUCCUGAUACUGUGGGCUGUCGGACUAAUUAUUUGCGAGUCAAAGAUGACUUUAUAACACCUGGGUGGAAUAUAAUAGUGGAUGUAUGUGGAGAAGGCGGUUUGGAAGAGGUAGCUUCUGAAGCUAGCCAAUUGCUCAUUACGUACCACACGAACACUUUGAACAGUAAAUACUUUGGUUUCACUGGAAACUUUAGAAAAGUUUGCAGAGGUGAUAUAGAUAUCGUAGAUGAGGAAAAGGAAUAUUAUUUAGAAUUUCCAGGCUUUCCGUAUCAGUAUACAGCUAACAAAUAUUGCGUUUGGUAUCCGAACGCAUCACCUAAUAGAAAAAUUAUUUUAAAAUUUGAUUAUUUUCAACUUGAGGCAUCUGAAAACUGUAAGAAUGAUUACAUCGAGAUUCGAAAAGGCAAUUAUUAUUAUUCACCGCUUAUUGGGAAAUAUUGCAUUAAUACCAGCCUAGAAGAGAUUUGGUAUAGAAGAAAUACUUUAUAAGUCAAAUUUCGUAGCAAUAACCAAACUCAAGAUAAUGGAUUCUCUGCAAUUGCAACUUUACGCAAAUUAUAUGAUUGAAAUUUAAGCUCUCCAAACGAUCCCUUCAAAACCUUCAUUCACAAACGUUUUAUCAAUUUUAGUCCAUUAAACUUCCAAAUCAAUCAGUAUAAGUUAAAAAUAACAUCU